Messenger RNA from Ostrinia nubilalis (European corn borer), 1661 nucleotides. Its product is annotated as membrane-bound alkaline phosphatase-like. NCBI's taxonomy places the organism in Eukaryota, Metazoa, Arthropoda, Insecta, Lepidoptera, Crambidae. The transcript has 5 exons. Gene Ontology annotation, molecular function: alkaline phosphatase activity. Gene Ontology annotation, biological process: dephosphorylation. The record is from RefSeq and is a predicted model, not a curated record. Bases 6 to 1634 code for a protein of 542 amino acids.
ACGAGAUGCUGGUGCUACGAGUCGCAGUCGUGCUGGCGCUGUGCGCGUGCGCCGCGAGCGACCGCUACCACGCCGAGCCGCCCGCGCGCGCCGCCGCCGCGCCCGCGCCGCGCCAAGCCGAGCUCACCAAGGCCUACUGGUACGACGAGGCGCAGGCCGCCAUCGAGAAACGCGCACGUCGCUCUGCCGGCAAGGGCAAAGCCAAAAACAUAGUUUUCUUCUUGGGGGACGGCAUGUCCAUACCGACGCUGGCCGCCGCCCGAACGCUGCUUGGACAGAGACAGGGACGUACCGGCGAAGAGAGUGAGCUUUCGUUUGAGUCAUUUCCGUCUGUUGGUUUGAGUAAGACAUAUUGCGUCAACCAUCAGAUUGCGGAUUCAGCGUGUUCAGCGACGGCGUACCUUUGUGGGGUGAAGAACAACUACGGCACGCUGGGUCUCACGGCUGCAGUUGCGCGUCACGAUUGCGAAGCAUCUCUCGACGCUAGUACACAUUUGGAGUCGAUUGCAGCUUGGGCGAUCCAGGAUGGACGCGAUGCAGGUGUAGUGACUAAUACGCGCAUCACUCACGCGUCGCCCGCGGGCCUGUACGCCAAAGCAGCCAACCGCAACUGGGAGAGAGACGAGCAGGUCACAGCGGCCAACGUAAACAUCAGCUCUUGCCCCGACAUUGCUCAUCAGCUGAUACAUCAUUAUCCCGGAAAUGAGUUUAAGGUUAUAUUAGGUGGAGGAAGGCGGGAAUUUUACCCAAACACUAUCAGGGAUGAGGAAGAUAGUCUAGGUAGAAGAACUGAUGAUCGUAAUCUGGUUGAAGAAUGGUUUGAGGAAAAACGCAGCCGUAAUGCUACUUACAAAUAUCUGUGGAACAGAAGUCAAUUGAAGGAUGCCCUCAAUGAUCCACCAGAUUACAUUUUAGGAUUGUUUGAGGACACUCACAUUCCAUAUCAUGCAGAGGCAAAUAAUGAGACAGAACCUACACUAGCCGAGAUGACCGAACUGGCAAUUAAGACUUUGCAACGCAACGAGAACGGCUUCUUCCUGUUCGUGGAGAGCGGACGCAUCGACCACGCACACCACGCCAACUACGUGGAGCUCGCGCUGGACGAGACCAUCCGCCUGAGCGACGCCGUGACGGUCGCCACCGAGCUGCUGUCCGAGGAGGACUCGCUCAUCGUGGUCACGGCCGACCACGCGCACGUGAUGGCCUUCAACGGCUACACGCAGCGCGGCGGCUCCAUCGUGGGCCGCUCCGACUACACCGGCCAGGACGGCGUGCCCUACAUGACUAUCUCUUACGCCAACGGCCCGGGCGCGCGCGCGCAUACCGACGGCGUGCGGGUUGACGUUACAGCCGAGGAGAACUUCGGCGAUCUCCGCUGGCGAUCGCACGCCGAAGUGCCGCUGAGCUCGGAGACGCACGGCGGCGACGACGUGGGCGUGUUCGCGCGCGGGCCGCACCACGACUUGUUCACGGGCGUGUACGAGCAGAGCCAGCUGCCGCACCUCAUGGCCUACGCCGGCUGCUUCGGGCCGGGCCCGCACGCCUGCAACGCCGCGCCUGUUCUCGCCAACACGAUCGCUUUCACUUCACUCCUGGUCGUUCUACUGGCAAUUCAGCGCUUUCUUUAUUUAUAAUUUCUUUUCAUUUAUUAACAACAACUG